Messenger RNA from Phyllotreta striolata, 1040 nucleotides. The record is from the annotation of a GenBank genome assembly. Lineage: Eukaryota; Metazoa; Arthropoda; Insecta; Coleoptera; Chrysomelidae.
GUGACGUGACUAACGUGACAUAUAAUUGUGAUUAAAUUAUGUCAAUAUAAAUUUUUUUAUAAUUAUGUUUAAACAACAAUAGUGUAAUUUCAUACUUAAAGAUAAAAGAUAGCAUCAUAUAUACAAAAUGUUAUUGUCGAAAAAAUGAUACUUUACAAUAGAGAAACUAGCUAGUAGGCCAAUUUAAGAAUAAUAUCGAAUUAGUGAAAUUACUAAUAAAAAAAACCCAACGAAAAUUAAUCAAAAUGCCAUGUACAAAAUGCGGGUCCGACUUUAAUUUACUCAACUGGAAAAUCAAAUGUGGCGAAUGCGAGGACAAAUAUUGCAAUAAAUGUUUGAAAAGAAGAGAAGGGAUUUUAUACUGUGAAAAGUGUCAUAUUUUGCUGAAACGCCCUCCGGAUAGAUUGAAACUAAUGGAACUGAAAUCCAAAGACUUACAAGAUUAUUUGAACAAAAGGAACAUUUCCACCUACGGCUUAGUUGAAAAACAUGAGUUAGUAGAUCUACUUUGUAACAAACAAGUACCAGAUAAACCUAAAAAAGGAAUGGAGAAAUUGACAGCUAAUUUCGCCGUUUCCCUACCUAAUCUGAGACCGCUAAACGAGCUGUGGGAUUCAGUUAUCACGAAUGACAGUACAAGCAACGCAACAGGACAGGCUCGAGCGUCCAGGAACGAAUCCAGGAACAAUGCCAGAUCCCCGCCGGCCCCUUCUACUCCACAGUCGCCCCAGAAUCCCCCGAGGACUGCGACGCCUGCGCAUUCCCCGCAACCGACCACGUCAACCAACACACACGAUCGUCCUAAGGGUUGCGUGGAGAAGGCCGAACGUUUGUGGGAGGACUCGAACGAACUCAGGAAAGAAGAACCGGAGAAAUUGCCGGUUCAAGAGCUGUGCAAAUUGUGCAUGGACGCGCCGCUGGAUUGCGUCCUCUUGGAGUGCGGUCAUAUAGCCACUUGUAUCGCCUGCGGUAAGAAAUUGGCUGAAUGUCCGAUAUGUCGGCAGUACGUUGUACGCGUCGUUAGAACGUUUAAGGCUUGA